UCAAUUCGCUGUCGAAAUGAGGUUCACUGGUUGGUUUCGUUUCUCUGUUUCCAUUACAUUCCAUUUGAUGACAUUUUGUCAUGCAGAGACGCUGAAUAUAGUUGAAAAGUUGGAUGCUAUUUAUGAGCAGUCAGAAAAUGUACUUUCCAGUUUAAAGGAGGCACUUUUGCAAUCCCAAACUAAUGACAGCUCACAUACAAACCCAAAGGAGGUAUUUCCCACUUCCUGUCUAAAUUCAGGAGUCUAUGAAAAUGGUUUGUAUACCCUGGAAGUCCCGGGCUUGAGUCCAUUUCAAGUGUACUGUGAAAAUAAACUAGCUGGUCCCGGAUGGAUUGUGAUCCAGAGAAGAUUCAGUGGAAACCUUAGUUUCUUUCGUAAUUGGAAGGAGUACAAGAGUGGAUUUGGAGAUCUAAUGGAUGAGUAUUUUCUUGGUCUCGAAAAGAUUCGUGCCUUGACUGCUUUGGAGCCCCACGAAUUGUAUAUCCAUCUGGAGGACUUUGAUGACACAAUAAAACACGCAAAGUUCGAUGAGUUUGCGAUUGGAAACGAAGAGGAUGACUACGCUAUGAAUGCACUGGGAAAGUAUUCCGGUACUGCAGGUGAUUCCCUUCGAUCGCAUCGCAAAAUGAAGUUUUCCACCUACGACAGGGACAACGAUCGUGAGUUUAAUAGGAACUGUGCGUUCUACUAUCUCGGGGGAUGGUGGUACAAUGCCUGUCUGGAUAGCAACCUUAAUGGCCAGUAUAUGCCCGGUGGCAAAUACGAGGAGAAAUUGUUUGCCAGGGGCAUGUGCUGGCGUUCUUGGCGUGGCCACAACUAUGGAUACAGAAUCACCCAAAUGUUGAUACGACCCAAGUGCCGAAAUGUACCCGUGAUUCACCAUUGACUGACUCUUGACAAGGCGUUUCCACAA
Drosophila elegans is the source of this 913-nucleotide messenger RNA. RefSeq names its product ficolin-1. Lineage: Eukaryota; Metazoa; Arthropoda; Insecta; Diptera; Drosophilidae. The record is from RefSeq and is a predicted model, not a curated record. The transcript has 4 exons. Bases 17 to 886 code for a protein of 289 amino acids.